Molecule: messenger RNA, 2000 nt
Organism: Bemisia tabaci
Lineage: Eukaryota; Metazoa; Arthropoda; Insecta; Hemiptera; Aleyrodidae
Source: RefSeq, a predicted model, not a curated record
GAACGAUAAUUCAAUUGCCACUUUGCCAAGACUGUAGUUAGUUCCAUGCGCAGUGCAAUAAGUGUAUCAAGUGCUGUAGUGCUUGAUAUUUUAUUUCUUCGCACUUUUAAAGAUCACUACGCACAAAUUCAUCGCAAAACUUCGUAAGUGGUACGUGAUCGAGAAAUGUUUGACUUCAUUUUGCUGUGCAUGGGAAUAUGCUUAGCAAUUUACGCUUAUGUGACCUCAACUUUCGACUACUGGAGACGUCAUGGCGUGGUUCAUCCCAAACCUCUCCCAUUUUUUGGCAGCAUAAAACCACUAAUCACCUUCCAGAUGACUUCCGGACAAGUAUUUCAAAACAUAUACAAGAACUACCCCAACGAGCCCUUCGUAGGAAUUUGGACGAUAAGGAAACCGGCCCUGCUUGUAAGAAGCCCAGAGGUGAUCGAGGAUAUUCUGGUGAAACAAUUUCAAAAAUUUGUCGAUCGAGGACAUAAAUUUGACGAACGCAGAGAGCCAAUCACAGCUAACUUGGUCACUUUAACCGGUGACCGGUGGCGCUACCUUCGGCAGAAGUUAUCUCCGGUUUUCAGCACCGGAAAACUCCGUUUAAUGACCGACUUAGUCGUCAAAUGCGGAGAAGCUCUAAAUAGACACGUUUCGGAAUCCCUGGAAGAGACUAAAAGUGGCGAGAUGGAAAUUCGAGACUUGACUGCGAAAUACACAACGGAUGUUAUCGGUACCGCAGCUUUCGGUCUAGAGUUCGAGUCUUUCACCAGUGACGACGCGCCUUUUCGGAAAAUGGGCAGGAAACUCUUCUCUCCAUCCUUGAAGUACGCAAUCGCACUAGUCGUCCGACAGUUCUUUCCGGACCUUUACAGUUACUUUGGGCUUCGGAGUUUUCCGAAGGAGGUUAACUCCUUUUUUUUCGACCUGACGAGGGACACAAUAGAGAUGCGCAAGAAACAUAAUAUUCAGAGGAAUGAUUUUAUGGAUUUACUAAUUAAAUUGAAAGAAGAAGAAGACUUCAAUACUAGUCAUAAAACGUUUGAAGUCAAUCAUAAAACUUUAACAGCGCAAGCGUUUGUAUUUUUUUCUGCUGGUUUUGAAACGAGCUCAACAACUCUCUCCUUCUGCUUGUAUGAGUUGGCUCUGAACCCUGAAAUCCAGCUGAAAGCUGUUCAAGAAAUUCAGGAAGCAAAGAAAACGAAUGUUCACCUCACCUACCAAAGCACGCAAGAGAUGCCUUAUCUGGAAUGCAUUCUGAAAGAGACCCUCAGGAAAUAUCCUCCGAUCAUGAAUCUUCACCGGGUUUGCAACCAAACAACGCAAAUUGCAGGGACAAAACUAGUGAUUGAAAGCGGCACAGCUAUUAAGAUUCCUGUCUUUGCCAUUCACCGCGAUCCUCAGUACUACCCUAACCCUCAAGUUUUCGAUCCGGAGCGAUUUUCUCCCGAAAACUGCCUGAGUAGGCCCAAAUUCACCUUCCUCCCAUUUGGAGACGGGCCCAGGAUCUGCAUCGGAAUGCGAUUCGCCUACAUGGAAAUGAAGCUGUGCCUGGCUCAGUUUUUAGACAAAUUCCGUGUCACCCACUGUUCCAAAACCGUGAUACCCAUAAAAUUUGACACAAAAUCAUUUUUGCUCAGACCGGAGGGUGGACUCUGGCUCAGCGUAUCCUCUCGUGAAAGCCUUUGAGCUUUUGACCUUUUUACGCCGAUAAUUUUGCUUGCAAUUCCACCCAAAAGAUCUGAGAAUAUCAAGGGAAACUAUGCACAAGUUUCCUCGAAAAUGAACAUUUUAUCGAUGGAAAUGUGGCAACUCUCGAAUGUUCAUACGGCGGACUUCCAUAGCACGGUAGUACUGCAAUCAGUUUGUGAAAACAUAUUCACAAUUUUCUUUCAAAAAUAUAUAUUUUCUUAAAGGAAAGGCAACAUUCAUAUGCUUAGGACUCAUUAAUUAGAGUUUAACAAGUAGGCCUUCUGGGUUAUGACCCACUGGAAUAAAAAACACAUUGGGUC